Exophiala bonariae is the source of this 444-nucleotide messenger RNA. It is a transcript of the gene UBC1, whose product is annotated as Ubiquitin-conjugating enzyme E2 1. Gene Ontology annotation, molecular function: ubiquitin conjugating enzyme activity. The transcript has 5 exons. NCBI's taxonomy places the organism in Eukaryota, Fungi, Ascomycota, Eurotiomycetes, Chaetothyriales, Herpotrichiellaceae. Gene Ontology annotation, biological process: protein polyubiquitination. Gene Ontology annotation, cellular component: nucleus. The record is from RefSeq and is a predicted model, not a curated record. The coding region runs from base 1 to 444 and encodes 147 amino acids.
AUGGCUUUGAAGCGAAUCAACAAGGAGCUCACAGAUCUCGGACGUGAUCCUCCCUCAUCAUGCUCAGCCGGUCCCAUGGGAGAUGAUUUGUUCCACUGGCAAGCAACCAUCAUGGGUCCUGGCGACAGUCCGUUCCAAGGUGGUGUCUUCUUCCUGGCCAUCCAUUUCCCCACAGACUAUCCUUUCAAGCCACCAAAGGUCAACUUCACCACUCGAAUCUAUCAUCCCAACAUCAACUCUAAUGGCAGUAUCUGUUUGGACAUUCUUCGAGACCAAUGGAGCCCUGCUUUGACAAUAUCGAAAGUUCUUCUAUCCAUCUGCUCCAUGCUGACCGACCCCAACCCCGACGAUCCUCUGGUUCCAGAGAUUGCUCACGUCUACAAAACCGAUCGUGCCCGCUACGAAGCAACUGCUAGGGAAUGGACACGGAAGUUUGCCAUCUAA